Molecule: messenger RNA, 2210 nt
Organism: Cyprinus carpio (common carp)
Lineage: Eukaryota; Metazoa; Chordata; Actinopteri; Cypriniformes; Cyprinidae
Product: homeobox protein Hox-A2b
Biological process (GO): regulation of DNA-templated transcription
Molecular function (GO): DNA-binding transcription factor activity, RNA polymerase II-specific; DNA binding
Source: RefSeq, a predicted model, not a curated record
CGUUCUAUUUUUAAUAAUGCUUCACUGAACAGCAAUUAUGUUAGUUGCACUAACACUAGAAAAGUGUACUCCAAAAAUGUGUGAAUUAAUGUAGUUUCAUAAGCACAUAAGAACUGUAAUAUCUCGCAAAACAACUAAACUAAAACAGCAGUAAUACACAUGCAAGCGUUAUGCGUCAGUGCGCGUGUGAACACGGGGGCGCGUCGGGGCUUUCAAAGAAUUUGUCUGCGCGCAAUGUGCGCGCGCAUACUGUCUCGCGCGCAUUUGCUCGUGCAUUGGCAAACGAGAGCGCGCAUUCUCUAAGAAAGUAGUAAAAACCCAGACUCAGGAUUAAUGGGUUUCCUAGAUCGUGGCUAUUGUUGUGUUUAUGUGUCCAGUUGAUGUGUUGGGGGAUCUUCAGCCGAGGGCCGGUCAAACAAUAAAGGAAGAACCGCAGAAGGACUCACUGUCACUUUGUUUGAGGUACUGGCUAUACUAACAAUCUACGGAGCAGUGGGCAACCUGACCAUAAAUGCGUAAAUAAACUAGCCAGUCCCAGAAAGUGAGGCGUUCCUCUCGGACUUUUUUCGAUCAAUCACACAGACAGUGGCUUCUUUUGAUUAAACCCCAAAUUGUCAUUGGACAGAGGUAAUCAUGUGACAAGCAAUACGGUCCAAUUUCAACCUUGUCUCCAUGAAAGCAAUAGUUUAAUGGCACCGCGGUCCCCAUACGGCCGUAAUCAGCAAAAUAGUUUUUUUUUUUUUUUUUUUUUAACCCGGCACGGUAUUUCACUUUAUCGUCACAAAUCUGUGAGCGACGAAUUUGGAAGACUUGGAGGAGAUGAAUUACGAAUUCGAGCGAGAGACGGGUUUUAUCAAUAGUCAGCCGUCGCUCGCUGAGUGCCUGACAUCUUUUCCCCCUGUCGGUGAUGCAUUUCAAAGUUCAUCAAUCAAGAGCUCGACGCUUUCACGCUCGACACAGAUUCCUCCUCCUUUUGAGCAGACCAUUCCAAGCCUGAACCCCGGCAGCCACCCUCGCCACAGCCGGCCCAAGCAGAACCCUAAUGGCUUAUGUCCGCUGCCAGCCGCAUCAUUACCCCCAGAGUACCCUUGGAUGAAGGAGAAAAAAGCAUCCAAGAAAAACCAGACAACUUCGACAGCAACAACCACCACCGACCCUGGUCCACUAUACUUCUCCCCUCAAGGCUCGCCCGAGAUUUCUGAUGGUGGCACUGGGGCAACUCGCCGACUCAGAACGGCGUACACUAACACUCAGCUGCUGGAGCUGGAGAAGGAGUUCCACUUCAACAAGUAUCUCUGUCGGCCAAGGCGUGUGGAAAUCGCCGCUCUGCUGGACCUCACCGAGCGGCAAGUCAAAGUUUGGUUUCAAAACCGGAGAAUGAAACACAAACGGCAAACGCAGUGUAAAGAGAACCAUCACGGCGAUGGAAAACCACCGAGUCUGGAGGAAGCGGGCGGACGGGGUGAUGGGAAAUCUUUUUUCGAACAAGUGGCAAACAAUGUAUCAGGGGCGCUUUUGGAAAGAGAGGGUUAUCCAUUUCAGCAGAAUACCUUAACUUCUCAACAGUCACAGAAUGGACACAAUGGUGAUUCCCAAAGCGCAACUGUCUCGCCUUUAGGUAGCAAUGACAAACAUCUGAAACAUUUUCCCAACCCGUCACCCACUGUUCCUAUCUGCGCCUCAACAAUGGCCCCGGAUUGUGCAUCUGCUCCGGACAAUGGCAGUCCCUCGGCCCUGGACGUCUCUUUACAGGACUUCAGCGUUUUCUCCAACGACUCCUGCUUACACCUCUCAGAUGCCGUGUCCCCAAGUUUGUCAGAAUCUGUAGACAGCCCCAUUGGUUUAUCUACGGAGGCCUUUGAUUUCUUCUCUGAGACGCUUACAACAAUCGACCUGCAACACUUGAGCUACUAACUCUAACUGAAGUUUCAUUAUAGAGACGUCAAUAUCUUUCUCACAUUGAUGGUCGGUGUUUUUAAUUGUGACUUUAAAAAUAGGCCUAGACCAUUGAUCAAUGAGGUAAGUUUUUCAAUAAUCGAGUGAUCAUUUUUGUUUACAGAGAAAAUAUGGCAAGAAAAAAGUGAUAUUUUUCACGUUUUAUUUUUGUAUCGUUCGCCGGCAAAGCGCCAUAUUUUCAUAGAAUAAAUUUGUACUUGUUACUGAAAAUAAAAGCGGUGUUAUUUAUUUCUUCAACACUUGGAUUAAGAAAU